UAAGUAAUACUACUAAAAAAAAAGUAUGUGUAAGUAAUACCCGCCACCCAAAAUAUAAAAGCUGUCUCGCCUUGAAGGUAAGAAUUAAGAUAGCCAUCAAUUUGUUGAUGGUAAUGCUUGUCUCUCUGUUAGCAUGUCCACCUUGAAGCUGGAAUAUUCCCCUUUGUAUAUGAUAAGGUACUUACUUAAACAAAAAAAAUUAAAAAAGACACCACGAAAAUGAAAAUUGAAAGUGAAUUUACCAACCGAAAACCGUACACAUAUUAAAAGUGCCGAGAGAUAAUUAAAACCUAUCAAUUAUCAACUGGAUAGGGCGAUCCCAGCUAACCUCGACAUGGUCCUGAGCUACUCCCCCUCGUCUAGACAUGAACUUGGGCUUUGUUUUCCUUUCCCAAAAACGAAGGGUGCAAAACUUUUUGUACCAAUGAUUGCAUUCAUGUCCAACAAGCUUAUCCAACCAGCAAUCCUAGCUCCCCAAGUGGUUCCUCUGAUAUGCAAAAUCAAAGCAAGGAUGAGAAGUUGCAGAGUGGUCUCAGCCACAUAUCCAAUGACAAAGAGCAAUGGAUUUAGGCCUACUCAUACUACCAAGGUUGCUGAGCAGAACGCUGGCUUAGUCGGUGAGGAAGAUGUACAAGAUCUUAUAACACUUUCCCAGCUCAAAACUAAACUCUACCAGGAAGUCAACGGAAUCAAUAGGGGGAUUUUCGGAGUACCAUCCUCGAAGAAAUCUGAUAUCGAGGCUCUGGUGAAGCUGCUAGAAUCUCAGAACCCAACUCCAGAUCCUACCUUAAAUCUAGAUAAGGUGGGUGGUUGCUGGAAGCUUGUUUACAGUACAAUUACAAUCUUGGGUUCAAAGAGAACAAAGCUGGGAUUGAGAGAUAUCAUCAGCUUGGGAGAAUUUUUCCAGACCAUUGAUGUUGAAAAGAGCAAAGCGGUUAACGUGAUCAAGUUCAAUGCCAGAGGAUUGAGUUUGCUGAAUGGGAAGCUGACGAUUGAAGCGUCCUUCAAGAUCGCUUCCAAAUCAAGAGUUGAGAUAAAUUAUGAUAACUCAACGAUCACUCCAGAUCAGUUGAUGAAUGUGUUCCGGAAAAAUUAUAAUCUGUUGCUAGCUAUCUUCAAUCCAGAGGGGUGGCUGGAGAUCACAUAUGUAGAUGAUACCAUGAGGAUAGGGAGAGAUGACAAAGGAAAUACCUUCAUAUUAGAAAGAUCAGAAGAAGACAUCAAUGUGUUGACUUAAAUUCAAUCGUUAACUCCCAAGGAUUUCAACAUUUCAUUUCAGACAAGGCACCAAAAAGAUAGCGUACAAUGUUAGGUUUGGCAAAAAUGCAAAGAGGAUUGCUUUUGUCUC
Theobroma umbraticum is the source of this 1348-nucleotide messenger RNA. RefSeq names its product Plastid-lipid associated protein PAP / fibrillin family protein. The record is from RefSeq and is a predicted model, not a curated record. Lineage: Eukaryota; Viridiplantae; Streptophyta; Magnoliopsida; Malvales; Malvaceae.